AUGACUGAAAGUAAUGAACCACAGAUUUAUAAAAAACGUUAUAAAACGGACGAGAAACUUGGUGCUGGAAAUUUUGGUACAGCUUAUCUCGUCACUGAUCUAAGAGAAAAACAUGAACCAAAAGUAUUGAAAGUUGUUCGAUUAGGUGAAAUGGACUCAGAACAAUCAGUUGAUUCUGUUCGUGAAGCUCAACUGUUAUCAGAAUUACAUAAUGAACAUAUUGUUAAAUUCUAUGAAAGUUUUCUUGAAAAUGAUUGUUUAUGUAUAGUAACAGAAUAUUGUGAAGGGGGUGAUCUUGAUCAUCGUUUAAAAGAAUUGAAAAAACAAAAUCGUAAAUUAGAAGAAGAUCAAGUUGUUGAAUGGUUAAUAGAAAUAUUAAUUGCUGUACAAUAUAUGCAUAAAUCAAGAGUAUUACAUCGAGAUUUAAAAGCAAGAAAUAUUUUUCUCAAGUCUAAUAAAGUUAAAAUCGGAGAUUUUGGUAUAAGCAGAAUAUUAGUUGGAACCAUGGAUGUCGCUACAACAUUUACUGGAACGCCUUAUUACAUGUCACCUGAAGUUUUGAAACAUGAUGGAUAUGAAUCGAAAUCAGAUAUUUGGUCGGUUGGUUGUUUAUUAUAUGAAAUGUGCACUUAUCAACAUGCCUUUGAUGGUAAAGGUCUUAUGAAUGUUAUAUACAAAGUUGUUGAAGGAAAACCACCUGAACUUCCAAAAUCAUAUUCAAAAGAAUUAAAUGAUUUACUGAAAAAAAUGCUUAUGAAAGAUCCAAAGAAUCGACCGAGUGCUGCUCAAUUGUUGCAAACUCCAUUUAUUGUUCGACAUCGUGAGAGAACUAAUUUAAAUGGUCCACUUGAAAAUACAAUCAGUGGUAAUCUACGUUCAAAAGACAUUAAUACUCAUUUACAAGGCUCAAUAAUUUAUGGAGAGAUGCAGAAACAAAAUUGGUCCCUUGCUAGUAAAGAUCAUGUACCAGAUGAUUAUGAUUAUGUUCAAUCUGAAAAUAUUUCCUUGAAUAACAACGAUGAAGUAGAGCAAGAAGAUGACAAAGAAAAAACUUUAAAAUCUGCAAAUACACUCAAGGCAGUUAAACAAACAACAGUUGUAAGGAAAUUUCGCGACGGUGAUGCUCGUGGUCAACAAUUCAAUCAAGCUCCAAGAUCAAAUGCAAUGGACACUACUCAAAAUCGGCAAAUAGUACGUGAAAAUACAAAUUUAGGAACUAUGAAACAAUCACAAUCAUUUACAGAUAACGCAGAAGAAAAUGCACCAAUUGUAAACAAUCGUGGACGCAAUCCUGUUCAAGUUCCGAAUGAAAGUAAAUUUAAUAAUCGUAAUGGCGCUCGAGCUACUUCAUUUACCGUUAACAUGGAUAGUCGGCCUAUAACUCCAAUGCGAGGAAGCUACCAGCAAGUAGUUGAAAAAUUUCAUGAUGAAGAUGAUGCUGGUUAUCCUAAUAAUCAAUUGAAUGAUCGAAGUCCGACACGUGAACAAGAAGCGAACGAAAGAUCAGUAAAAACUCGACGAGCAAUGUCUGGAACACAACAUUCAACAAUCAAUUCAAUGAGUCGAACGAUGGGUCCACGUAAUCCAGCAAAUGGUGAUCAAGAAGUGCAAUCGAAGCCAAUGUCAAGAACUAUUGGCAGUGCAACGAGAAAGAAAACUCAAUUAAAUGCAUCUGUGGAUGAUGGUAAUGCUACGUUAAAAGAUAAUCCAAAUCAAGAUGCAUUUGGUCGAUUUGCAAAAGAUGCUAAAAUCAAUGCAUUACGCACAAAAGCUAUUCAAAAGUUAGGUGAAUCAACUUUUGAAAAAGUUUACGAUUAUUUUGUUCAACAACGUAUGGCACAAAAGUCGAAUCCUAAUUUUAAUGAAGCUAAAAUGACUGAAGGCCUUACAGCCUUUGUUAAAAAUACGAAUGAUUGUUUUCUUGUUGAUCAACUUGUAUUUCUUGAACUUUAUCAAAAUUAA
This is a messenger RNA of Rotaria socialis, 1962 nucleotides long. NCBI's taxonomy places the organism in Eukaryota, Metazoa, Rotifera, Eurotatoria, Philodinida, Philodinidae. The record is from the annotation of a GenBank genome assembly.